AUGCCUGACGAGAAGGAAAAGUCUUUCUCAAUAUCUCGGUAUCUACGUCCCGAACGUUUUGACGUGGAACCCGCAAUGGCCGGCUCAGACUUAAAAUGGAUUCAUUGGAAGUACUCAUUUGAAAAUUUUAUCGCACAGGAAGCCGCUUCGGCUGAUGAUGCCCUUAAGUACAAACUCCUUGUAAACCAUAUCUCGCCAUCGAUAUUUAAUUUCAUUCAAGCUUGCAACACGUACGUCGAUGCCAUGACCACUCUCAGUACCACCUACGAGAAACGAAAAAAUAUUACCUUGGCUCGGCAUCGCCUUGCUACUAGAAAGCAACAGCCUGGCGAAACGUUAGCUGAGUAUUCGAGAUCUCUUGCCAUUCUUGCUCGUGAAUGUCACUUCAAAGCUGUUACUGCUAAUGAACAUCAAAACGAAACCGUAUGUGGUACGUUCAUUGCCGGAAUAUUGUCACAGAAAAUAAGAGAAAGGCUGCUAGAAAAAUCUACUAUGUCUCUGGAAGAAACAUUGAAUCUGGCAAUAUCUUUAGAAACUGAAAAUACUUCACGAUUACUUACAGUAUCAUCUCCAUCAACGUCUGCUGUUCCUGUUAAUGCAAUCUCUGAAACUCAAGCACCGCAACCACAGCUCAAUUUAGCAGCAACAAGAACUCAAAAUUUUCAAUACAGUCGCCCUACGCAAAGUGACCGCCGAUGCUUUUUCUGCGGUGGCAAUGUUCAUCAAAGGAUCAAGUGCCCCGCUAAUAAUACCCAAUGUCAACUUUGCUCCAAAAAAGGACAUUUUGCAACCGUUUGCCGUAGUUCAAGACCAGGUCAACGUACAGUAAAUGUUAUCACCACAGACGAUGACGACGUUACUCAACCCCAGGUUACCGAUUCUCAUUUGUCAAUUAUAUCCGCUGCUGCUCCAUCAAGCUUACGCAAAGCUACCAUUCCUAUUACCUUGAACAACUAUCAAGCAGAUGCGCUACUCGACACCGGAAGUUCAAUCAGCUUUAUCGAUAAGAAUACUGCUCUAACCAUGAACCUUAAACGAAAGCCCUGUCGACAAGCGGUAACUUUAGCAUCUCUUAGCAAUAUAUCAUAUGUCGAGGGACUAUGCUACGCUACAAUUCAGAUUGGUGAACAUAUAUACCAGCAUCAACCUCUGCUCAUUGUUGGCGAUCUCUAUUCGCUCAAAUCAAAUCGCCUCAAAAGUGCUUAUCACCAAGUUCCAAUUCUUCCAAAGGAGAAGGUAUAUACCGCCUUCGAAGCGUGCGGGAAUCUCUACCAAUUCACACGAAUACCAUUUGGAGUCACAAAUGGUGUAGCGGCUUUCCAGCGAACCUUACAGUAUAUCAUUGAUUCGGAAAAACUGAAAGGUACAUAUGCUUACUUAGACGAUGUAACUGUAUGCGGAAAAGAUAAGCAGGAUCAUGAUGAUAACCUUCGCAAAUUCAUGAAAGCUAUUGAAAAAUACAAACUCACUCUAAAUAUGAGUAAAUGCACUUUUGAAUCAGAAUCCAUAAAUCAUCUCGGCUAUACCAUCCAUCAUAACGUUAUCAAACCUGACAAAUCUCGAUUGGAACCACUGACGAAUCUUCCUAUCCCAUCUGAUACAACUACUUUGAAAAGAGCACUUGGACUAUUCGCUCAUUAUUCAAAGUGGGUCAACAACUUUUCUGCCAAAAUCAGACCUCUGAUCGAAGCUACAUUUCCUUUAUCUGAAGAGGCUAUUAACUCUUUUAACAAUCUAAAGAUUGACAUUUCUAAAUCAGCCUUGGCUGGAAUAGACGACAAAGAGAUAUUUUCUGUUGAAACUGACGUCUCUGACUUCGCAAUCGCAGCAACGCUGUCACAGAAAGGGCGUCCCGUAGCGUUCUUCUCACGAUCGCUUAACGAAUCUGAGAAAAGACAACCUUCUAUUGAGAAAGAGGCUUGCGCUAUAGUUGAAGCUUUAGGCAAAUGGAGACACUUCUUGAUUGGAAGACACUUUCUACUCAUAACUGAUCAACAGUUUGUUGCAUUUAUGUUCAACAAAACACACUCUAAUAAGAUCAAGAACGAAAAGAUCGAGAGAUGGCGCCUAGAAUUUUCUUGUUUUAAAUACGACAUUGUUUAUCGACCCGGAAAACAGAACUUUGCUGCCGAUACGCUCUCUCGAGUCUGCAUGCACAUAAAUACUUUGUCUAAUAGCUCCAAACUUGUUGAACUACACCGAUCUCUUUGCCAUCCUGGAAUUACACGUAUGGUUCAUUGGGUCAGAUCGAAGAACUUACCAUAUUCCAUCGAAGAAGUGAAAAGAAUGACGGCAGCAUGCCCUAUCUGUGCUGAAAUCAAACCUCGUUAUAUAAAACACUAA
Molecule: messenger RNA, 2343 nt
Organism: Melitaea cinxia (Glanville fritillary)
Lineage: Eukaryota; Metazoa; Arthropoda; Insecta; Lepidoptera; Nymphalidae
Exons: 2
Coding region: 1-2343 (780 amino acids)
Biological process (GO): proteolysis
Molecular function (GO): zinc ion binding; aspartic-type endopeptidase activity; nucleic acid binding
Source: RefSeq, a predicted model, not a curated record